Molecule: messenger RNA, 2879 nt
Organism: Lingula anatina
Lineage: Eukaryota; Metazoa; Brachiopoda; Lingulata; Lingulida; Lingulidae
Source: RefSeq, a predicted model, not a curated record
CGGUGUUUGGAACUGGUUACAUGUAUAUUGAUGCUUCACAAGCCGUGGAAACAAGUUGAAAAACACCAGGAAACUCAUUAAUCCUAUGCAUUCCGAUCAGAUUGAUCUUUUUAAUAAGAUUGUGUUUACCAAUGAAUGAUACCAAGAUGUAUGUUAUAUAAUAAUUUCAAGGUCAGUCUCUCCAUAAUCUACGUUAAGUCUUCUUAUCCUUCGUUGCUGUAUGUUUCACAACUGCAUAAUGCCGAGUGUUAAUGGAAAGGGAGUUUAUUGAUCAUCAGACCCAAACAAUUGGUCAGAGUAAAAGAAGAAACCAAAAAUCUUAUGAGUAAGCCAUUACGAUACUUAUCUCUGUGGGUGUUUGUAUUAGAAAGGGGUAAUGAGUGAAAUAUUAAUGAUUGGAACUAUGACAAUAGGUACAUUAGUGGCAUUUGGCUUAUAUUGAAACUGAGGGUUAUUUGGUAAUAGUCAAUUGUUUCUUAAAAAUUAUGUAAUGCUGUAGCAACGUGAUUUACGAUUUACUGGUCUUUCACAUUUGUCUUUGUGGCAAAUCAUUCCAGGCAUUUAGGCUACUCACAGGGCUGGUUUUCACUGAUUUCAGUAUUCCAGUCCAUCAUGAAAAGUUCCCUGUUGUCAGCAAUUACCCCUGCCAUACUAGCAUUUUCACUUUGGCAGUCUGGAAAUGUAACAUGGGCACAGAGAGAAAAACAAAUGUUUUUUGAGAAGUUGGAAACACCUGAUGUGCGUUUCUCUGAGGGCAACAUUGGCUCCAUUUUUGUUCCGUCACAGCUUGAGUGUAGUAUGCAAUGUUUGCAGACAGCGGGAUGCGUUGCUUUUAGUUUCUGUCGUGUUUCUUCCAACUUCAGUACAAUGUGUAGAUUGGAAAAUCGGACGUCUACUUCCGACAACAUGGAAGAUUCAGAGGGAUGCAGCAUUUUUGUGUCGGUAGGGACAACAUGUAAACAAGAAAAAUGCUAUUUUUUUCAAAGUUGCAUGAAUAGUUUUCUGUUUUAGAGUUUGAUAAGUUAAUCUUAAGAGGUGAACUGUGAUUUCCGCAAGGUAAUAUAAAGAAAAUAUGUUUGAUAACCUACCUUUAAAAACUUGAUUUUAUGAUAAAUAUCAGCAAUUUGGUUUGGUUGAUUCAAAAACUUUUUAAUUGAUAGUUUGUCUUACAGUUGGAUGCGUUAAAUCAGAAAGGAGGGGUGACAGACACAGAUCUACCAUCCCCCGAUUAUUACUGGGACUUGACCGGGAAAUGUGCUGUGACGGAUAACUGUACGUUGAAUGAAGAGCCCCAGGCAUGCAAUACCAGCGUGGUGUAUGCAAACAUAGGCGAUCGCCAUGCAGAGACUAACCCUUCUACGGAGAUAUACUACUUGACUGAACGUAUAGAUAACUCAACAGGGGAUUUCAUAUGCGCUAUACAAAUGCUCGGGAGUGACAUGCAAUACAUUUCACUUGGAAAUUUCAGUGGCCGCUGUCUAUUGGACACCGAUUUAUGCACCAACGGUCUAACAGUUGGGUUUUGGACCCAGAUAAUGUGGGAAGAUAUGGUAUCCCCAGAAACGUGGUAUUUGCUUAGUUCUGGCGCUCAAGUUGUAGGAAAAGUUGGUAUAGCCGUGUAUGUGCAGCUUCAGGGAAUAUCUACAUACGUCAUUGGCGCUAUCCUGAAAGACUCUCAGAGUGGGUACACAGCCUCUGUAAACUACACCCAAUACAGCGUUCCUGGCUGUUGGAGCGGGCAGCCUUCGUACUGUGACUGGAUCCAUAUUGCAUUCGCGUGGAACCCGACUGGGCAGUUGGACCUCUAUGUCAAUGGUCAAGUCGUGGACCAAGGAUCCUCAAGUCCACAAAGCAACGCGGUCUCACCAUAUGUAUACCCACGCAUCAACAGCCGAAAUGAUGUAGAAUCAAACUUAGGUAAUGCAGCUUACAGUGAUCUGAAAAUAUUUGAACAAUUUCUGGAUUCCAGUCUGAUUAGAGAAUUGUAUGAGCGUUGAUAGAGAAUAUGCAAACGUGCAGGUUUAUUACAUAUAAUUUGGCUAGUUCCAGUACAAAUUUAGAACAUGCUUUAUACAAAUGUACAAUGUAUGUAUAUUUCUGGUUCUUAAUAAUUUCAGUGCUGAUAUCAUGAAUUUGGUAUCCUUGAAAAUUGUCUCGAAUGAGUAAACCGAUUAGCGUUUUCACAUAUUGAAUUGGCCAUUUUCGACAAUGGCAUUGGUAUUUUAACAUUUAGACGAGUAAAUCUUUAUGUAUCAAACUAAAAUCGAUACCCAAGGUGAAAGUUGUGGAAUGCAGCAACAGAAUGUUACAAUUUCUUAUUACUCAACAUAAUCUACGAUUUUAAAGCUACUUCGCUUUUGGCUGAGGGUAAACCAAUAAAAUCCAACCUUUUCAGCUCAUACGCCAAUGCUGUAGAUGUACUAAUGUAAAAAUGACAUUAGGAAUACUUCGCAACUGCAAUAAGCAAUAAACUUCAUCGAGCAAUGCCUUUGGUAGCAUCUUAGUCAUCUGCUUCAUAGCAAUCAGGAUUCCACAUAUUUGAGCAACUUGCAAAGCAAUUGAAUUUUAUUGUAUUACACGGACGGACGGAUGACACUUGUAAAUAUGUUGGAUGAUCGAAAGUAGACUUUUGACAACUUGAGCUUCAUAAGUGGAUCAUAUGAAACUGAGUAGGGCCUUUCGGUUAGAUUUCCGGAAGUGUCGAUCGUGUGGAAUAAUAAUAAUAACUUAUUCUUCAUUCUUUGAAGUAUUGUGAAAUACUUUGACAUCUUACCCUUUAUGUUGUAAAGCAGAUGACUUACACUUUCGAUAACUACAAAUAACAAUUAAAACAGAAUCAAAUGUGUAAAAGGAUAGGGAGUUAUUGAGUGGAAGUUAAA